Molecule: messenger RNA, 897 nt
Organism: Blastocystis hominis
Lineage: Eukaryota; Bigyra; Opalinata; Blastocystidae
Exons: 6
Coding region: 1-897 (298 amino acids)
Source: RefSeq, a predicted model, not a curated record
AUGCGUUACAACCAUAUACCAGAUGAGUGUUAUAACGAAAUAUCGAGGGAGAUAGAUCACUAUAGUUCCCCUAUGUUUAUGUGUUAUUCACAUUUGCUGAUCGCCACAGAAGAUAAGUGGAAAGAUACUGGAAUUACUGGAAUCCUUGUUGUCGUGACGUGUAGAAAACUAAAGACCAAUCUACUGCGCAUAUAUGAUUCAAGUAUUUACAGAUGCCUUUUUGAAAUUGAACUGUAUGAUCGUUGUGAAGAUAAUAUUGUGUUUGGGACUCGUUGCUUUGUGUUGCCGUUCAAGAAGGCAUCAUUCUGUUUCCUUUUCGAAGAUAUUGAAGACACAAAUCAAUGUAGACUAAAAAUUUUGGAGGUAGCUUCCUACUACGGAGGUUCUACCAGUUCCGAAGCUCCUACUCCCACGAAAAAGAAAGGUCAUCAGUCGGUGUCCAUUUCUCGAAUUCAAAACAUCCAGCUCACCAACCACUCCGGCACCGAGCUCACCAACGUAACCGGCGAGAACAUCCUCAACGUGCUCUACAGCAAAGUCCGCAACAGUCGCGCCCUCAAGAAGAAAGCCGUCUCCCCGCCGCCCUCCGCGCCGCCUCCGCUUCCUCCCGUCCCCAUCGAAUCCCCCGCGCAGGCCGAGCGCUCCGAGCUUCGCAAGCAAGUCGACGCGCGCGUGUUUUCCUUCGACACCAUCUCCGAAGAGGACGUUCCCGAGAUCCCCGCGCUCCCCGUCGACCCCUCUCGCCCCUCUCUCGUCCAAAAACCGCGGAAGCAGCAGCAGGUGGCGGUGGAGAUCCCCGUGCUGCGGACGCCGCCGACGUCGGGGGACCCAGGACUGUCCGGCGAGCGCGAGAUGCUGCGAGCGCAGCUGAGGUCGCAGCGAUUCGACGAUUUGUAG